Messenger RNA from Alternaria ethzedia, 2898 nucleotides. RefSeq lists its product as uncharacterized. The transcript has 8 exons. Gene Ontology annotation, molecular function: transmembrane transporter activity. Gene Ontology annotation, biological process: transmembrane transport. NCBI's taxonomy places the organism in Eukaryota, Fungi, Ascomycota, Dothideomycetes, Pleosporales, Pleosporaceae. The record is from RefSeq and is a predicted model, not a curated record. The coding region runs from base 1 to 2898 and encodes 965 amino acids.
AUGGGAGGUGGAAAGAGGGACGACGAACUUACAGUCAACGAGAAGCAGACAGCUAUGUUCAUCAUGCAAACCAUGUUCUGCCUUGCCGCCAUCCCCGUCAAAUGGGCCAUUUGUUUCACCUUACUCCGCAUCGCCAAUGGCAAAAAGGCAUAUGAGUGGUCAAUAUAUGCUAUUAUGGCGGCAGUCGCGUGUGUCAUGGCCUCGACGACUAUAUACGAGUUCUUCCAUUGCACUCCGAUUGCGAUGAACUGGAAGGCUGUAGAGGGCGGCACCUGCAAAGCGCAAAGCAACAUUACUGGAUUCAGUUUUGCGCUUUCUGCGGUUUCAAUCUUCUCGGAUUGGUUUUGCGCAAUUAUUCCCAUUCCACUCCUUUGGAACGUCCAGAUCGAUCUCCGCGUCAAGAUAUCUAUCAUCGCCCUCCUCGGCCUCGGUGUAUUCGCAUCAACAGCAGCCAUCGUUCGCCUCACCGUAACACUCAACCUCAGCGCGACAACAGACUUCCUCUACUACGCUAUGCCCGUAGCUGCAUGGGCGCAUGCUGAGCUUGGGCUUGGCGUUGUUCUUGCAAACCUUUCGGCCUUGCGUCCCCUUCUCGAGAAGAUGCUCGACCUUGGCUCGACAUUGCGCAGCAGCAAGAAGCGUACCGGCGAUCAGGCGUCUGGUGAUGCAUACAUGGAGCUUGAGGAGGGUAUCGGCAGUAAAAAGAGGACAACGUUGUCGAAGAGGCUGAGCGGGCGAACGGGAAUCAAAGCAGCUGCUGGUGUUGGAGAAGAUCUGGAUGGUACCUCAUCUCUAGGUGACGAUGAUAGGUCUACGCGCAACAUCAUGAGCCAACACGGGCCGCAUAACAUACAGAUAGACCAUGAGUAUGAGGUCAGCUACGAAAAAACGAAAGGACUUUUGGCGAUCAAGAUAUCGACUGUGCGAGAGGAGAAGCUAUGGCAGUCUAAGCUCUUGGUCCUAGAUACACUGACAGUCAUUUUCAUUUCCAUCUUAACAUCCCACGCCUUCUUCUCUCACCCCAAGGCAGUGUCCUCGUUGAACAAGAUGUCUCACCUUGACAGCAACAGUACUCCACCAGACAUCUCGUCCGAGAAGCACAUUCCAAAAUCCAGCACAUCUCCCAUUUCCCUCAAUCCUGAAGAAGCGGACCGACUACGAUCCGAGGCCCUUUCGACUGAUGUCUCCAAGCUACAAAAUGGUUACUUCCUCAGUGCAAGAAUCGUGGGCUCGUUCUCCGGAACUGGAAUCGUCGUACUUGCGACGUAUUUCCAGUUCCAAGCCUUAGCUGCUGCGAUAUCUUCCGUCAACGCCGACAUCGGGCCAAGCGCCAACGUUGCCCUCGUCAGUACGGUAUGGACCGUGUCGCAGCCUAUCUCUCUCUUGCUGUUUGGCCGACUCAGCGAUCGCUUUGGGCGCCGCAACUUUGCCUUGGGUUCCUGCGUGCUUGCGAUCAUUGGUGGUAUCGUCGCGGCCACAGCGCAAUCUAUCGAGACGUUGAUCGGAGCUGAAGUUAUCAUGGGCAUCGCAUCUGGAGUGCCAGCAGCCUAUCCACUUUUGGCUGGUGAGCUCGUGAGUAACAGGUACAAAUAUGUUGGUACUGCUCUAGUCGUCGUGCCAAAUGUAAUCGCAACGGGCUUUGGGGCAUACAUCGGCCUGCGAUUGGUUCAGGUCGCUGAUUGGCGAUGGAUCUUCUACAUAUACAUUAUGAUGAUGGUCCCCGGCGCUGUGUUGUGGUUCUUCUUCUACCAUCCGCCUUCCUAUACCCAGCUUCACGGCAAGAAGUCCAGCAAGAUCGCCGAACUUAAGAAGGUCGACUGGACAGGGGUCACCCUUUUGGUAGCUGGUCUGGCUCUUUUCCUGCUUGGCAUCUGUUGGGGCGGCCCUGCACAGCCGUGGUCAUCUCCAAGGAUCCUCGGUCUUUUGCUCUCGGGUGCAGUGGCCAUCAUCGCGUUCAUCCUCUACGAGGUCUUCCUACCGCCGGUGCAACCGAUCGUUCCAAUGCGCUUCUUCCGCGACAUACGUGGGUUCACCUGUCUGGAAGUCAUUUCCGCGACUUACGGUGUCAUCAAUAUCGCGCUUUUUGUCAUGUGGCCACAACAGGUUGUCUAUAUCUUUGGCUCCACUGUUAGUUCCUGGGAAGAGACCGCAUGGCUUUCAACAACAGCUGCAUUCGGUCUUUGGGGCGGAAUAGUCAUUCUCGGUCCUCUUAUGUCGUGGAUUGGCCACAUCAGAUACCAGAUCUUGGUGUCUUCGAUCUGGAUGACCGCUUUCCUUGGUGCAAUGGCCAGCAUCACGGUGGAAAACAAAGCUCGUGCGAUUGCCUUUUCGUUUCUGGCGGGUUGGACUAUUGGGUGGGGCGAGGUCAUCGCAGCGAUUGUCGUACAGUAUGUAGUCUCGGACCAAGACCUCGGUGUUGCGUUCUCUGUGAUCUCGGCAUCCCGCACUAUCUUCGGUUCCAUCUUCACGGCCGCAUUCAUCGCAGUGUAUACGAACAAAGUGCCGGGCUACCUUGCAUCGAUAGUACCGCAACGCGUUUUAGCAGAUGGACUACCGGAAAGCUCCUUGAGUGCGCUAAUGGCAGCUGCCGCAACCGCCAACCAGACAGCUCUUCUCGAAAUCGAUGGUAUGACACCGGAGCUGCUCCGCACCACCAACAUAGCUAUCAGCGAUGCUUACUCCAGAUCGUACGCUUACGUAUACUACUUUGCUGUCGCUAUCGGGAUGCUUGCAAUCGUCGCGUCACUGUGUAUGCGCGAUUUCGAUGGGUAUCUUACUGGUCAUGUCUCUAGACAGCUGUACCGCAAGAGAGACACCAGCACUGACCCAUUAGAAGCUAUCACGCAGGUAGCUGGUCAAGACCCAGUUCACGAUAGCGACGGUGCCACGAAGGCCUGA